Molecule: messenger RNA, 1156 nt
Organism: Aspergillus ibericus CBS 121593
Lineage: Eukaryota; Fungi; Ascomycota; Eurotiomycetes; Eurotiales; Aspergillaceae
Product: endo alpha-1,4 polygalactosaminidase
Exons: 1
Coding region: 117-1088 (323 amino acids)
Source: RefSeq, a predicted model, not a curated record
GCCAUCUGCACUCCACCUUUUAUUCCCCGUAGCCCCGGAUCUUGCUGCCUCGCACACACGAGUUUGUUUCCGAUUUCUUCCCGUAUUCACCCACCUUGUGAACUGCUCGUUUACGCAUGGAGCCCGUCGAAGAGGCGGCCCUCAAGGGCCCCACCCCACGGGGUUGGAGGGCAUGGACCAUGAAGAAGAAGCUCAUCAUGUUUGGGGGCAUCUUGGCCGGGAUUAUCGCCCUGGCGAUUGGGCUGGGCGUGGGACUGGGCGUGGGUUUGGGCGGCGGCGGAGGAGGAGAGGAUGAAGAGGGGGGAGGAGAGACGACGACACCGCCGACUUCAGGCAACUACACGUCGGCCAAGUGGAAUCCUACCGCCGGGACCACCUGGCAGAUCGAACUGCUGUAUCCGUUGAAUGAUACCUCGGUGGAUGUGGAUGUCUACGACAUUGAUCUGUUCGACAACAACCGCUCCACCAUUACUGCCUUGCAGGAUGCCGGUCGCAAGGUCAUCUGCUACUUCUCGGCCGGUAGCUACGAGAACUGGCGCCCGGACAAGGACGAUUUCAAGAAAGCCGAUCUGGGAAGCAACCUGGAUGGCUGGCCGGGCGAGAAAUGGAUCAACAUCAGUUCUCCGAGUAUCCGGAGCAUCAUGCUGGGGCGUUUGGAUCUGGCGAAGAAUAAGAGCUGUGAUGGCAUCGACCCGGACAAUGUUGAUGGAUACGACAACUCCAACGGUCUGGGACUGACCCAGGCGGAUUCGAUCAAUUACAUGAACUGGAUGGCCAACGAGGCACACGCGCGCAACAUGUCCAUCGGACUGAAGAACGCGGGGGCCAUUAUCCCAUCCGUCAUCAACAACAUGCAGUGGAGUGUCAACGAGCAGUGCGCCGAGUACGAGGAGUGCGAUACCUAUGCCGCCUUUACGCAGAAGAACAAGCCGGUCUUCCACAUCGAAUACCCUAAGGGCGAUGACACCAACAAUAAUCUGUCCGUGAGCUCGAGCGAGAAAGAAAGUGCAUGCACCUUUACCGGCUCUGGCAACUUUUCCACGGUGAUCAAGAACAUGGACUUGGACAAUUGGAUUGAGACGUGUUAGCCAUACCAGCGAAUGCAUUAGCAGCUGAAGAUGUGUCACAGGAGAUGUAUCUAGCAGGCGCCGGAGUU